This is a messenger RNA of Maudiozyma saulgeensis, 1581 nucleotides long. The record is from the annotation of a GenBank genome assembly. NCBI's taxonomy places the organism in Eukaryota, Fungi, Ascomycota, Saccharomycetes, Saccharomycetales, Saccharomycetaceae.
AUGACAGAUCAAAUAAAUAAGGUUCCGAGUCACAUUAAUUUUUGGGAUGAUAUUCCACUGGAAACUACCAACUCUAAUAAAGAGGCACCCUCUAAGCUCCCAACAGCAAUAACGGGGUCUUUGACAUUUGAGCAAAUGAAUGCCUAUGAAGCAUACUUUCGAAUCGAAGAAAUAACGGAACUUUUGAGAAAAGACACAUUAUCCUUACCAAAAUGGUUUACCAGAAUGCCUAGUCCAAAUCCUGUGUACGAUGCAGAAGGUAAAAGAACUAACACUGAUGAGCAAAGAUAUAGAAAAAGUUUGGAAGAUGAAAGGUAUAGAUUGGUAGAAAUUGCGCUGAAAAUGAUACCGUUUUAUGUACCACCACAGGAUUAUGUUAGACCAACUAAGUUCCAAGAAAAAUAUUACAUUCCUGUGGAUCAGUAUAGUGGUAUUAAUUUUGUAGGUUUAUUAUUAGGACCUCGUGGUAACACAUUAAAGAAGUUACAAGAAGGAUCGAAAUGUAAGAUUGCAAUAAGAGGUAGAGGCUCCGUUAAGGAGGGUAAGCAUUCUAGUGAUUUACCAAAGGGAGCGACAAAUAUGGAAGAUCCGUUACAUUGCCUUAUCAUAGCGGAUUCAGAGGAGAAAGUUCAAGAUGGUAUUAAAGCAUGUCAAGCUAUCAUUAUUAGAGCUGUGACGUCGCCAGAAGGUCAAAACGAUUUGAAGAGGGGUCAAUUAAGGGAACUAGCUGAGUUGAAUGGUACUUUGCGAGAAGAUGAUAGACCUUGUUCGGUAUGUGGUCUUAAGGGUCACAUGAAGUAUGAUUGUCCAAAUAGAGUUUCUUUUGCUCAACAAGUCAUAUGUAAUAAUUGUGGUCAACCAGGACACACCACAAGGGAUUGUCCCUCAUAUUCUAAUCCAUAUAAUACUCAAUCAAAGCCCAAUAUUGGUAACGGCGUGUUGAAUAAUUCAUUCCAGGAGCCAAAUAAUAAUGAAGGUAAUAUUCGUCCGGGAAAUUCCAGAUAUAGUACAACAAUCCAAGGUAAUGUUGGUCAGUUUAACCGUGGAACAUCAUAUCAAUCUAGAUUUAGUAAUAAUAAUAAUAAUAAUAAUAAUAAUAAUGGAGGGUCUCGCUACAGUCGAUAUUCUGAUAACAACAAUGGGCAACAGCUGCCUAACACCAGGUUUUCUUAUGAAGAAUCUAAUGCUGUAAAUACUGCACCACAACGAAACCUACAAAGCACAGCAAGUUCUAAUCAUGUCAACGCUUUUAACAUAAAAGCACCUCCUAUGGUAUACCAAUCCAAUAACCUUCCUCCUGGAUUUGAAGGGAAUGUUACGGUACCUGGUUUAGACUCUUACAAUGAACCACCGAGCUUAAACCCAACAACUGCUCCACCUGGAUUGGACUCCGUGUCAAAUGCGCCUCCUGGGUUAGAUUCUGUUUCAAAUGUGCCGCCUGGGUUAGAUUCUGUGCCAAAUGCACCACCUGGAUUGGAUUCUUUACAACAUAAUUUGAAUUUACCUCCAGGAUUCUCGAGUAAUGGACAAAAAAAUAUAGGAGAAGAACCUUCAGAAUUAUCAGGCCCACCAGGUUUAUGA